AUGUCGAAGCUGAGAUUGAAACCUGCAGCGUUUUUUCCCUCCUUCAUCUCUACAUCAGCACGUCUCUUUUCACCCAGGCUUCAGGGGAACGUUGGCGUAUCCUACACCCCGUGUGAGGAGGAGAGUUGUAUUGUGGAGGUGGAGACCGUGUUGGAGUUUAUAUCCACCCAGCUCAGCUCUGUCCAGUCUGACGGGAAUGUGAACCCUGGACACGGUCAUGCGCUGUCCCUGGGUCACUUGUGCAGGUUUUAUUUUAGAACAACCUCAGUUUUAAACAUGACAGACUCGGUGCUGAGCGCGCACGCAAACGCGUCGGCGGUAUUCCUGACCCCUGCGACGGCGCCCCCGACGCCUACGACGACGACGCGCGUUUUGCGCUUGGACUCUCGUUCGCUGGUCAUCUCGGCCACCAUGUUUGCAGUAGGAGUGCUCGGUAACCUGGUGGCCGUGGCGGUGUUGUGCGUCUCCAAGAGGGAGCAAAAGGAGACGACGUUUUACACGCUGGUGUGCGGAAUGGCGGUGACGGACCUCCUGGGGACAUGCUUCACGAGCCCUGUGGUGAUCGCCACGUACGUGGCGGGUCGGUGGCCCGGCGGCGCGCCGCUCUGCCACUUCUUCUCCUUCUCCAUGCUGUUUUUCGGCUCGGCAGGGAUGUCCAUCUUGUGCGCAAUGGCCGUGGAGCGCUACCUCGCGAUCAGUCACGCGUUUUUCUACUCACAGCACGUGGACCGUGCGGUGGGGCGACUCGCAUUGCUCGCGGUCUACGUGGUGAACGGGGUGCUGUGUGCGAUGCCCAGUUUCGGCUUCGGCCGGCACGCCAAGCACUUCCCGGGAACGUGGUGCUUCCUGGACUGGCGCGCGUUGGACACGCGGGGAGCCGCGUACUCGUUCCUGUACGGAGGCUUCGUGCUGCUGCUGAUCGCCGUCACGGUGCUGUGUAACUGCGCUGUGUGCCGCUCGCUGGUCAGUAUGAGCAAGAAGACGCGCGUCGUCGCCGCAACGGCCAGAGCCGAGGCGCACACCGGACACCCGGGAUCCAGACGCGCCUUCCGCAAACUGCCCGCGGUCGCCUCGGCAGCGGAGAUCCAGAUGUUCUGGCUUCUGAUUUUCAUGACCAUCGUCUUCCUGAUCUGCUCCAUCCCUCUGGUGGUUCGUAUCUUUGUCAAUCAGCUCUACGGCCCUGCGUACAUCGCUGCGGGUGUACAGCCUGACUAUAGUAGUGAUCUUCUUGCCAUCCGGUUUGCGUCCUUCAACCCAAUCCUGGACCCGUGGGUGUACAUCCUGUGCAGGAAGAACUUGUUUAGCAAAUGUUGCGAAUGGAUCAAGCGCACCAUGGACCUGAGCCGAGAGAGUCCUGCCCGUAAAUCAGGCUGGGUCCUGGGGCAGGUCUCGCCUCCGUCCCUCGUUCACAGCAACGCCACCAGUUAUGCUUCGCUGCGUGCAACCUCGUGCAGAAACACUGUGGGAAAACUGGGCACCAUCGAUGCGAAAUCCUACGUGGACUUGAGCGUGCGACAAGCGUGGGACCUGGACACGGCGCUGGACGACUUUCAUCCGUUCAGCGUGCAGCAGAGCCCGGUUCUGGGCUCAGAAAGUGAAACGGCAUCCGGGUGUGAAAUGAUGAUUGGAAAGACACCCGGAUGCGUCCAGGUGACUCCGGCGUCCUGCUCAAAAGUGCAUGAACAUAAAGCCGUGAUUGUCACGUGUACCUUCAGCACACCGAGUUCCUGUCUGUCAGAGAAGUGCUGAGGAACAUCACACACGGUGAUCUAAAAAGUGCAUUUUAUUACAGUAAUUAUUACUUAUUACUGUAAUUUACUGGAACUGGUGAUUAUCUUUCAGUGCACAAAACUAAAUUUACACUGGAGAAAUGUUUUUUUUGUUGUUAAUUGUUCUUUAUAAUUAUGAAAUUUUAAGUUCUAUCAGUUCUGGACACUCUAAUGUCAUGUUCAUUGCUAGUGAUUGCAUUGAUAUUAACAUCCCAAGUUGGAAGAUGGUGCUAACCAGUACACUAGGAUGUAUAAAGUAUAUGGAAACUCGCAAGACGCUGACCGUACCCCAUGACAAGGAAACAACCUUGUGUCUGUUCAGGUGUGCUGACAUUUUGUUGGAACAAACAAAUCAUGUGACCAAACCACAAUACUUUUCUGCAUAAAGUUGUGACCUUGAUACCAACACACACACACACACACACACAAGCAACAUUUAACAUUUCUUAAACAAUCUUUAGUCUUUCGUUCCCAUUAACAAGUGUCUUAAAUACCUCUUUUAAAAAAGUACCUGAGUGAUUUAUAACAUAUAAAUUAUAUAAAAGUCAGGAGUUGAAAGAUAAGCCACGCCCACUUCUGAGAACUGACGCACUCUACUUUAACAUCACCUGGAGACACAUUAAUGACUGAACAAGAAAAUUUCCUCAGAGGGACUGGGGUUAGAAGAUCAGUCCUCAACUUCAGCAUCAAGUUAAUUAGCACGAAGUAAAAUAAAUUAAUAAAUAAAUGAACUAAUUGAAAUGAAAUGCAAAUUGAAUAGCAUACAUAAUCGAUUGCUCUGGCAAUUCACAAUUUUAUAUUCUCACACACACACACAUCACUUCUCUCUUAUGGGUCUUAUGGCAUUAAAAUUCCGAUGGUUAUAAGUUUUUUUUUAAUGGCAUGAUUCUAAACGUACACAGAACCUGAGCUGUGUGAAUGCAGGGUAACUACUUCCUGUUUACAACCCCUUCCCUCACCCUCCAUGUAUAUAAGAAUCUCCUAAUGUUCUUUAAAAAAACUAUUUCACUGUCUAAUUUUUAACAAAAAAUGAAAUCAUCUUGUUUGAAAUGUCCUGAAAAAUGGAACCCUCUGAGUUUUCCAGCCUUAAUGUUCUUAUCUUACCCUCACUGUCACGCGAUCACGUUCUUACUGUGCACACAACUCUUAUACAUGUGAAUUCUGUGAAUUAACAUAAUUUUGAUAUAUAAAACGAUCCAUUUUUAGAGAUCGAACAAAUAUCCGUGCCGGUAGACAUUUCAGCGUCUGCUGUUUUUUCAUAAUGUGAAUGUAUAAAGGUUUAUUUAUGGACGUGUUGCUAUGUUGCAGUAUCGUGUUGGAUUUGCAUGACUUUAAUGACUUGUAAAACUGUGAACGCUGUAUUCUUGGAAAUA
Messenger RNA from Hemibagrus wyckioides, 3142 nucleotides. RefSeq names its product prostaglandin E receptor 4 (subtype EP4) c (gene ptger4c). Gene Ontology annotation, biological process: negative regulation of inflammatory response; cellular response to prostaglandin E stimulus; positive regulation of cytosolic calcium ion concentration. The record is from RefSeq and is a predicted model, not a curated record. Gene Ontology annotation, molecular function: prostaglandin E receptor activity. Gene Ontology annotation, cellular component: plasma membrane. NCBI's taxonomy places the organism in Eukaryota, Metazoa, Chordata, Actinopteri, Siluriformes, Bagridae.